Zea mays is the source of this 2382-nucleotide messenger RNA. NCBI's taxonomy places the organism in Eukaryota, Viridiplantae, Streptophyta, Magnoliopsida, Poales, Poaceae. The record is from RefSeq and is a predicted model, not a curated record.
UAUCGCAAUCCGACGCGGACGUGGUGGCGCAACGGACAAGCAAAUCCGGACCGCCCAGCGCCGUUCGCCCGCGCGAGCACGCCGCUGCGGGAACGCCAGCCAUGCUAAAUCCCAGCGCCGUUCGCCCGCUCCCCGCCACAAGCUCCUCCUCCUCUCCUCCCUACACACUCCAGAGCCAGAGGCAGCACGUGCUGCCGUGCUCGAGCACAGCUAGGCCGCAGCUGCAUCACCAUGGCGGGCGCGCCGCUGCGGAGAUCGGACCUUGACUUCGCCGACGUCUUUGGCGGCCCGCCGCGCCGCGUGUCUGGGAACGAGCACCGCUCGCAGCGCGGCUCGCAGGACACCUCGUCGUUCGAGUCCGCGACGAGGGCGGGGAGCGGCGGACCGGACACGCCCGUUUUCGGGGACCGGGGGAGCUCCGACCGAAGAAGGCAGCUCGGGGAGGAGUUCUACAAGGACAUAUUCCCCGGGAGCGAGGCAGCGUCGCCCAGGCGGAGCGGCGCCGGGGAUUGGGGGAAUGUGUUCGGCGCGCAGGCUUCGCCUGUCUCCACGGCCCGCCCGCGAUCGAGCUUCUCCAUUCGGUUCAACAGAGGCAUGGACAGUUCAAUGCCUACUUCUCCCUCUCAGCAAAUGUCCAACAGAAACGAUGAUGGCACAUCUUAUGCUUAUAGUGUUCCAACUUCACCCAAUGCAUCCAUGAACAAUUAUCUUGCUCAAGGGGCAGCCCGACAAGAUUCGAAGAAGAAUCCCUUCUCAUGGCAUCGCUAUCCAUUUCUAUCUAGGUUCCGUUCUCAAAGUGGAGAAAAGAAGAGCACAUCUAAUCAUGUCAGCUCAAUGGACAAUGAAUUUGAAGGGACUCCUGUUAACUUGGAAAGUAUCAUGGCCAAUAACAAGUUCCAUUUUUCCUUCUACAAGUGGGCAGGCAAAGGAGCCUUGUUAGUGUUGCCAGCUACUGCACAAGAAAAGUCCGUAGACAUCAUUGGACUGAGAAGCUUCCCUCAAGUGGUCAUUCAAGGUAUUGAUCUAAUUGAUUGUGAAGACAGCAUGUCAACUGCCACCGGAACAGCCAAAAAUCAGACAGAUUACGAAGAUUCGAAAUCUGGAAAACAUAGCGCAAACUCAGCAACCAAGGAUGGAGCUAUUCCUUUACUCUUUGAAGACUACAUGCAAGGAACGAAACAGAGCAAUGAUCAUACAAAGAAUGAUGUUUCAUCAACUACCCUGAGUUCUAAAAUUUCUCGAUCACCUUCAGGGGAGAGAAGUCGUAGUAGCAGGGUGAAGGAAAAGAUGAAGGGUUUCAUAAAACUAUUUAGCCCUGAGAGUUCACCAAAGCGCAAACGAGCACCGGAAACACAAAGGCAAACAUCUGUGGGGAAAAAUGGAACCAAAACUGAACUGCAUGAUAAGUUCAGCAUGUCCAGUUUGGAGGCCAGUGAGGAUGUGGAAACGGUACAAAUGAACAGCCAGAAUGCUUUUACUGCCGAACCUUUUCCAAUGACUGAAGUGCAAGAGAGGUUGGACAAACCAGUUUUGACAGCGAAUAGUAAAAUGGAUACAGCUACGGGAAGUAAUGAGGCCGCUUCUAAUGAGCCCAUCCAUGAUGAUACAAAAGACAAAGCGGCCAACACAAUAGAGCAUGAGGACAUUGAAGAUCUUGAUGGAUGUGUGGUUGAGCAUUUUUCUGAAGAUCAUGUUCUUCAUAAUGAUCAGGAAAAGGAGCUAAUAAAGAUAUCAGAAGCUAAAAUUCGCGAAUGGUCUAGGGGAAAAGAAGGAAAUAUUAGGUCAUUGCUUUCAACACUGCAAUAUGUCUUAUGGCCUGAGAGUGGAUGGAAACCAGUUCCACUUGUUGAUAUAAUUGAAGGAGCAGCAGUUAAGAAGGCUUACCAGAAAGCAUUAUUGUGCCUUCAUCCAGAUAAGUUGCAGCAACGAGGUGCUGCCAUGCAUCAGAAGUGUAUAGCAGAGAAGGUUUUUGACAUUUUACAGGAAGCAUGGAAGGAAUUCAAUUCGGUCACUUUUGGAUAGUACUAGGAGUUUAUUUCACUACUGUAUUGGUCCAAUGAUCUAUCGCACAGGCAUAUUGCUUCCCGGUGUCUGCAACAGUUAGUUGGUUGAAACAACCUAGAACAGUACAGCAAAUGGGCAACCGAGAGUUCGGUUUGUGAAUUUCGGUGCACAGUCAAUGCCGACCUCCGCCAUUUCUUCAAAAUUCCGACUGUAACAAGUGUAAUAUGUAAUAUUGGUUAAUCAGGUUUAAUGGAUCCAGACGAUGACUGAAAUGUCAUUUAAGGAAUGCUUUGUGCACAGCCAUUUGAUGUGUGCCUAGUAGCUGUUGGUGCAUAAAUUUUGUCUAAGCUUCGGAUGAAAAAGGUUAUCAAUCUUUUA